Mustela erminea (ermine) is the source of this 552-nucleotide messenger RNA. RefSeq names its product olfactory receptor-like protein OLF4. Gene Ontology annotation, cellular component: membrane. Gene Ontology annotation, biological process: G protein-coupled receptor signaling pathway. The record is from RefSeq and is a predicted model, not a curated record. NCBI's taxonomy places the organism in Eukaryota, Metazoa, Chordata, Mammalia, Carnivora, Mustelidae. The coding region runs from base 1 to 552 and encodes 183 amino acids. Gene Ontology annotation, molecular function: olfactory receptor activity; G protein-coupled receptor activity. The transcript is spliced from 3 exons.
AUGUACCUGGUUACCAUACUUGGGAAUCUGCUCAUCUUCUUGGCUGUUAGUUCAGAUUCCCAUCUCCAUAUGCCCAUAUACUUCUUCCUUGCCAACCUGUCCUUUGUAGACAUCUGUUUCACCUUCACCACCAUUCCCAAGAUGUUGGUGAAUAUAGAAACACAGAAAAAAGUCAUACCUUAUGGCAGCUGCAUCAUGCAGAUGUUCUUUUUUAUACUUCUUGCAACUUUGGACAACUUCCUCUUGACUGUGAUGGCUUAUGAUCGCUUUGUGGCAAUCUGCCACCCCCUACACUACAUGGCAACAAUGAGCCCUCAGCCUUGUGGACUGCUGGUUCUGGUAUCCUGGAUCAUGAUUGUCUCCUUAUUUUAUUGUACUAGCCUAGGAGUGUACCUUAGCUCUGCUGCUACCCAGAGCUCCCACUCAAGUGCAGUAGCCACGGUGAUGUACACGAUGGUCACACCUAUGCUGAAUCCCUUCAUCUAUAGUUUGAGGAACAAAGAUAUAAAGGAGGCUCUAAAUGUAGUCAUGGGACUUUAUGAUCCUCCUUAA